GCUUCCUUGGACCGGUACCACCACCACGUCACUAACAGCCUCUAGAUCCAUGUCAUCCCCAUCACGGCCAGUCAACAUUGGCAGCCCACGACAGGGCAAUGUCUUUCAUUCGGGAACACCAACAUCGAUUGGCACACCUGAUCUCCGUGCUUGGCGUGCCCAGUAUACUGGAACACCUCCAGUGCCCAAUAUCCCUACGAGGCAUACACCAGACAGCUUCACUAGUGGCUCUUCGGGUCUGAACUUGCUUCCACAAAGCGAAUUUCUAGGUAGGGCCUAUCGUUUACCUCCUACCGGAAUCAGUCCUGCACGGCCCUCGAGCGCUAGCGCACCUGGAAACAAUUUCGAUUCUGGUGCUCUGGAUUUGGACGCCCCCCAAGAUGAGGACAAGGCCAGGGUUCUUAGGCGUCAUCUUUUGAUGCCAGAGGAGAGACAGAACCGGGGAGACGUGAACUCAAUAUCUGGCUCAGAGCUAGAUGGUCGCGUCUCCAACCACGAUGCCCCAUCUGCAGGUUCCUCUACUCCGCCUGCAACAGCUUUCAGAGAGGAAACCGAGGUAUUUCCUAUACCCUAUGAAGCUCCGGGCGCAGACAUUACCCAUGACAUUUACAAAUGGCACACCGAUCAGCGCCGACAAGCUAUACGGCCUCGUGCCUCCUCUUUCUCAGGCUCUGUGGCACCAUCAAAUCCUGCCUUCGAGCACAUACAUGAGCCUGGAGGUUUCAGACGAAACUAUGUUUUGAUGCACCCCAACGAGCAUGGAGGAGAGGAGCGACGUCCAACUAACAACUUCAUCGACUUUCUCUACAUAUAUGGACAAUUCGCUGGAGAAGACCUUGAGGAGGAGGAGGAAGACAAGGUUGAGGAUGAAGAAGCCACUAUUCGUGCUGGUCCUUCUUCUCAGCUCGAGGUCCACGUAGUAGUUGAUGAAACCCAACCUCUGCUCAAGCCUCGUUCAAGGUCGCGCUCAAGACGGAGAGCCGCAUCUGUCGGUCCUCACGGAGACGCAUCAGUCACACAAGCUGUUCUGAUGCUUCUGAAAGCGUUCGUUGGUACCGGGGUUCUAUUCCUUGGGAAAGCCUUCGCCAAUGGUGGUCUUUUGUUCUCGAUUAUCAUGAUUUCUGUGGUUGCACUCGUCUCCUUAUACUCGUUCCUACUCCUUGUCAAGACCAAGUUUGUUGUCUCUGGAUCUUUCGGAGAUAUCGGCGGCGCUCUAUAUGGUCCCUGGAUGCGCUAUUUGAUAUUAUCUUCGAUUGUGAUCUCCCAGAUUGGGUUCGUUUCUGCAUACACAAUCUUUGUAGCCGAGAAUCUAAAGGCGUUUGUGAUUGCAAUCACUGAUUGCAAGACAGAUUGGCCUGUGCAGUAUUUCAUCCUCAUGCAACUCGUAAUUUUCCUCCCUCUCGCCCUUGUCCGUAAUCUCGCAAAACUCAGCGUAUCUGCCCUCAUUGCGGAUGCGUUUAUCCUCGCUGGGCUGGUGUACAUAUUUAGCAGUGAGAUGUCGUUCAUUGUCGAUCGGGGUAUCGCCGAAGUGCAGAUGUUCAAUCCCAAGGAUUUCCCCUUGUUUGUUGGAACUGCCGUGUUUUCCUUCGAGGGCAUUGGCUUGGUCAUUCCUAUUACUGACGCCAUGCGUGAGCCACGCAAGUUCCCCAAGGUAUUGACAGGCGUCAUGAUUACCUUGCUUUUCCUAUUCGGUGGUGCUGGCGCAUUGUCAUACCUGACUUUUGGUCCAGAUGUCAAGACCGUGGUCUUGGUCAAUCUUGACCAAACAAGCAAACUUACGCAAUCAGUCCAAUUCCUGUACUCGCUCGCCAUCCUCCUUUCUAUUCCCCUCCAGUUCUUCCCCGCCGUGCGAAUUCUCGAGAAUGGGCUCUUCGUGCGAAGCGGAAAGCAGGAUCCUCGGGUGAAAUGGCUCAAGAACCUAUUUCGCUUCGGGCUUGUCGCGGUCUCUACUGUCAUUAGCUGGGCUGGUGCCGCGGACCUGGACAAAUUCGUCUCUCUGAUCGGUAGCUUUGCUUGUGUUCCUUUGUGUUUCGUAUACCCAGCGAUGCUACACUACAAGGCAGUUGCCAAGACGCGUACAGAGAAGAUCGGGGAUAUCAUUCUUGGCGUAUUUGGUAUGGCCGCCAUGAUGUACACCACUGCGCUCACUAUCCGGGUAUCAGUCGUUCUUUCUUUAUGUGUUAUCUGGUACUAAUAUAACGUGUACAGCUGAUGGCAGAGCCUGAACCAC
Molecule: messenger RNA, 2230 nt
Organism: Suillus clintonianus
Lineage: Eukaryota; Fungi; Basidiomycota; Agaricomycetes; Boletales; Suillaceae
Product: amino acid transporter
Exons: 12
Coding region: 50-2194 (714 amino acids)
Biological process (GO): amino acid transmembrane transport
Molecular function (GO): amino acid transmembrane transporter activity
Source: RefSeq, a predicted model, not a curated record